UACAGCAGGAAAUUUUUAACAAUGUGCGAUCCAAGCUUGGGGGCUGUACCAUCGCCAGUCAGUGAACAGAGAUCCAGUUAUAAACCGAGAUUUUUGGACAAAGAUGAAAAGAUGCCUUCGGAUUCUUUGAAAGAACCUUCUACAAAAGCAAACUCUAAAUUAUGGAAAUAUACUCCACCUGCAGAGCCACCAUCGAUUCUUGAUCCUGAUGAUCCGUUGAUGAAGCGAUUCCAGGAUUCCCUCAAAGCUCACUUGUCUCGUAUUGAUAAUAAAUUGAAUGAAGAAAUUUUCGAUCUUGAAGCAGCAAUCAAAAAUGCGAAAGAUGUUCGAGAACAGGAAGGACUUAAGUUGUACAGUGCGCAGGAAGAAAUAGCUCGGCAGCAAUCAGCAAUCGAUAACUAUCAGGCUACGUUAGUAGAGGUGAUCCAGAUGCGCGAAGAAAAGGAAUCACAAAUAGAUUCAGUGAAAAAAGUGCAUAAGGAAGCGUACCAGAAAUUGCGAAAUGAGAAGGCAAAGGAGGAAGAGAUCAUUCGGGAACUGGAAAGUUUGUCUUCACUAGAACGCCAGUUCAACGAAUGGGAGAAUGAAAUAUCUAGUAAUCUGACGAUAUCAAAAAGAAUGUCUGAAAAAGAUGCAAUGGUUCAAAAAGAAUUAAUUCGCAAAAAGCAGCAAGAGGAUUAUAUUCUAUUUAAAAUAAUGUCAGAAGUGUGGAAGAUCGAAUCGGAAAUAAAAAUCUUAAAUGAGCAGGCUGAACUAAAAGAAAAAGAGAAGAGUACGCUCAGUCAAACUAUCGCCGAUGCCAAUGCUGAUCUUGAUGCAUUGCAACGAGAAUAUAAAAAUCUGUUCAACACAUGGAAUAGCAUUGUUUCUAAUAUCUCUCAAAGAAAUCAGAUUUACAGCGAUAUUUCUGAUGAGAGACAACAAAUACGAGAAUCGUUUCGAACAUUACAAUCUGGAAUAGACAAAUUGAAAAAAGAGGCCAACAAAGAAAUGGAGAAUAAUGAAAGGCUAACGUCUGUUCAAUCGAGAAUAGAAGAAGAGAUUCAGAUCAAUUCGAAAAUAAACGCCGUUGAAAAGGAGAAGAUCAUCCAUCUUGAAUCACAGUUUACAAAAAUAGCUAAACUGGUCGAGCAGAAUAACGCAGAAUUUAACGAAAUUCAAAGUGAUUACCGACAUUAUCGCAAUAUGGAAAAACUGAUGCAAAAAGAUAUUGAAAAACUAGCUAGCCAAAAAGUUCAAAUAGAGGAGCAAAUUUUGGCCAAGCUGGAAGAAAAGGUGGCACAUGACAAAGUUGCUCGGCACCUGAAUAAACUUUUACGAAAUUUAAAGUGUGUAACUCGGGAGCAGGAAUUGGCUGUAGUACAGGCUGAAAAUGAUUAUGGAAAAACAUUGCUGGACAUUGAAAAGUUACGUGGUGUGUUGGAAAACAACAAAUCAGAGUUGGAGGAACUUGUUAAUGUUAACACUGUGAAAGAAAAAGAAAUUGAUGUGACACAAUCAGAGAUAAAAAAAUACGACUCCAUUAUUACGAAAAAACAAAGAGAUAUUGAUAUUGUGAACAAACGAAUUGAAGAAGCUCUAGAAAAUACAGGGGGGGAAGAAAUCAGUCCGCUUGAUUUAAAGAUAAUAACGUUAGAAAAGAAUAUAGAGGAGACAGAGCAGAUGAAUCAAAAACUACAGUUACACUGGCUAAGGCAAGAAGGGUAUAUGGUAAACCUUACUCAGCAGAGGAACGUUCAGACACAAGAGAUGAGCUUAUUGGCUAAACAGAUAACAAUAAUGGAGCAAAAGAAUUUGAAACUCGAGACUGAGCUUGAACUGCAACGAAAAGAAGAGCUUAAUAUGGUCAGAGUUAUAAAUAACUAUCAACAGAGAUUAGUGCAUCUCAAUGCACGACUGGCAAUGCAAAAAGAUUACAAGGACUUUUUGGAAGACACGAAUUAUAUGACGAAGAAUGAGUGCUUGGUAUCACUGGAAGAGUCAGAAAUGAAUAUCAUUAGAUUAAAGAAUGAUAUACAGCAAUUGGAAGACGAAAAAAUGAGCGCCAAAGAACAGUUGAUCAUUUUACAGCGGGAGAGUUUAUCUUGGGAAAAAAAGGUACAAUUAGCGCAAGAGACCAACAAGAAUGUUAAAGACGAACGAGGCUGCUUCGGUGAUGUGGGAAUAAUGAAAAGUGAGAUCCAAAGAAUGCAAAUUAGACUUUCACACCUUAAAAAGGCUCAGGAAAAGUUGAUUCAAGAUAUGGAACAUUGCGUUUCUCGAAGAGAUGCAAUUGUUGACGGAGCAAUGGCAAAAGAGAAAAGAAAUCCUAAAGGCCAACACAAUCAGAGAGCCAUUUUUCAAAAACGCCUGGCCGAUCAAAGGCUGAAAAUCAAACAAUUAGCAAAAGAAACGAAACAGAUAGACAAUCAAAUUUCUGAAUUGGAAGAACUGCAGAAGACAAUGUUAGAACAGUUGAAUCAGGAACAAGAAAGGCUCAGGUUAAUCGAAGACUCUAUUCCAGACAUUGAAAAGAAGAUAACUGAAGCUGAAAUUAUAAAACAGCAUAAUUUGGAGAUUCUAAUACGGAAACAGCACAAAGUGAAAAUGUAUCAAGACGUCCACAACGGGCGGCACAAGAUGCUGCAUAAAUCUGAAUCACUCUUAGAUGCAGAACUGUUGAAACAGCGCAUGAUGAAUGCAGAUUUGAAAGAAAUAAUGGAACAAACGCAAAGUGAUUUUCCACUGUUGAAAAAUGUGACGCGAAAAAUAUUACUGACACUUCAAACACCGUAAAAACUAUUUUAUCCAAUACAUAAAUGCAUACUUGUAAAUGUGACCAAUAUUAUUAAACAUGUCUAAUUCUGAAAUAUUUGCAGUUUAAAUUAACACAAUUAUUACUAGGUUUGCUCGAUAAUUUGAAAAUCUAAAAUUAUCUGCAACACGAUAUUCCUAAGUAGUAGGAUGCCAAGGAGAAUCAUGAACAAUAACCAUAGAUUUUUCCAUUAAAAUAACAACUAAGUAAUUUAUUAUA
Messenger RNA from Diprion similis, 3013 nucleotides. RefSeq names its product coiled-coil domain-containing protein 40 (gene l(2)41Ab). The transcript has 7 exons. Lineage: Eukaryota; Metazoa; Arthropoda; Insecta; Hymenoptera; Diprionidae. Gene Ontology annotation, cellular component: cytoplasm. The record is from RefSeq and is a predicted model, not a curated record. Bases 22 to 2775 code for a protein of 917 amino acids. Gene Ontology annotation, biological process: axoneme assembly.